Arctia plantaginis is the source of this 618-nucleotide messenger RNA. Lineage: Eukaryota; Metazoa; Arthropoda; Insecta; Lepidoptera; Erebidae. The record is from the annotation of a GenBank genome assembly.
AUGGGCAAAAACUCGAGCCUGCUCGACGCGCUGCCGACAGCGCAGGGUACGCUACACGUGGUCAUGCUGGGCCUUGACUCAGCUGGGAAAACAACAGCGCUUUAUCGGCUCAAGUUUGACCAAUACCUUAACACCGUCCCCACUAUUGGGUUUAACUGUGAAAAAGUGAAAGGAACUCUUGGAAAGUCUAAAGGUGUUAAUUUCCUUGUAUGGGAUGUUGGUGGACAAGAAAAACUGCGACCUCUCUGGAAAUCAUACACGAGGUGCACGGAUGGCAUUAUAUUCGUGCUGGAUUCCGUUGAUGUAGAACGCAUGGAGGAAGCAAAAAUGGAGUUAAUAAGAACGGCCAAGUCUCCAGAUAAUACUGGUGUACCGAUUUUAGUAUUAGCUAAUAAACAGGACUUACCGGGGGCGAAGGAACCCCGUGAGUUGGAGAAGUUGUUAGGUUUACACGAGCUGGUGUCGUCACCGCACGGCUCUCGCGAUGCACAUGCAUGGCACGUGCAGCCUGCCUGCGCCAUCACCGGCGAGGGGCUGCACGAAGGGCUAGAAGCCCUCUAUGAAAUGAUUCUCAAGAGAAGAAAAUUGGCCAAAUUGCAAAAGAAACGUGUCAGAUAA